GAUCGAGUCUCUUUGACCGACCCAGACUAUGUUAGGAGGGAGAAGGUGGUGCUCAAGCUACGAUUCCACAAUGCACACGUCCUGCUGUAUCGCGGCUUUCUAGAGACAUGGUCAAUGCCGCCUCUCCCAUCUGACUCGACGUACAAGGUCAACCAGUGCCCGGAAGCAGCCCAAGGGACGAUUCGGCUCUUGUUCGACACAUAUCUUCAUGAAUCAUUUUUCCGAACUUGGUGGUACGACACCACCUACUUGUUCAAUGCUACUAUGGUCGCCCUCGUUGUUGUCUUCAUUCGGGUGCAUGAAGGCUCAGUUGAUGAGAUUUCUGCAGACAUCGAAAAGGCGCUAGAUGUCUUCGAAGCCAUGAAAACGAUCGUUGUCGCUCGAAGGUGCGCUUCAGUCCUCCGUGAUGUCUAUGAGGCCUCUCAGGAGUUGCUGAAGAAAAGCCGA
Messenger RNA from Cladophialophora psammophila CBS 110553, 447 nucleotides. RefSeq lists its product as uncharacterized. The transcript has a single exon. NCBI's taxonomy places the organism in Eukaryota, Fungi, Ascomycota, Eurotiomycetes, Chaetothyriales, Herpotrichiellaceae. The record is from RefSeq and is a predicted model, not a curated record. Gene Ontology annotation, cellular component: nucleus. The annotation marks the transcript as partial. Gene Ontology annotation, molecular function: RNA polymerase II cis-regulatory region sequence-specific DNA binding; DNA-binding transcription factor activity, RNA polymerase II-specific. Gene Ontology annotation, biological process: positive regulation of transcription from RNA polymerase II promoter by galactose.